Messenger RNA from Metarhizium brunneum ARSEF 3297, 837 nucleotides. RefSeq lists its product as uncharacterized. Lineage: Eukaryota; Fungi; Ascomycota; Sordariomycetes; Hypocreales; Clavicipitaceae. The record is from RefSeq and is a predicted model, not a curated record.
AUGUACUCGAAACAGAUUCUCCAGCAACUGCUCGUUGCAGUUGCCAUCGUCUCCGUGGCUCAGUCAACAUGGCUAGAUUUGAACAAGAUUGAUGUCCAGGCCCUCGCUGCACGCCAGCUCAGCGACCUGGUCGGAGGAACCUCAGCUUCUGAAUCGUCAACCCAAAGCACACCUACUACGGAAUCUACGCCUAGCUCAACGAGCACUCCAUCCAGCUCGCCAACAUCUACGCCAUCCUCCACUCCCGCCACUCCCACCACCCCGUCUUCCAGUUCUUCUAGCACUCCGUCAUCUACUCCAGCUAGUGCCACGCCAUCCGCUACUCCCGAGGCAACCUCGUCUUCAGCUAGUACUCCAUCCUCCACCUUUGUUCCGGUACAAACCACGAGCUCGAGCAGCACACCGACUUCGAGCACACCUACCCCUGUUGUUCAGACGAGUGUCGAAGUAUGGACCACGACCAAUACUAACGGAUCCAAGACCGUUUUAUCGUCAACGACAAGGACGACCUCUACCCCUGGCCUCACUUCUGGAGAUGGCGAGACCACUGGCAUGUCCACAAAGACUCGAAAUACAGUUAUCGGCGUCGUUGUCGGAGUUGGUGGUGCGAUCGUCUUAGGUGCUCUUGGAUUGGUAGCCUGGCGUAUCUGGGGACGCAAGAAGCACAGCGAGGAGAACGACGGCCUCAUGGCCUAUGAUAUGUCUGCUACUGGAGGCGUGGAGAAGUCUGAGCGAGGCAGUAGUGCUGGCGGUGCUCAUACCCAGCGCAGCCCCUUCCAGUCUACUCUGGAAAACUACCAUCAGCCUAGUCAGGUUACUGCAUCGUCCAACUUUUAA